This is a messenger RNA of Exophiala mesophila, 1292 nucleotides long. RefSeq lists its product as uncharacterized. The coding region runs from base 162 to 776 and encodes 204 amino acids. The record is from RefSeq and is a predicted model, not a curated record. The transcript is spliced from 2 exons. Lineage: Eukaryota; Fungi; Ascomycota; Eurotiomycetes; Chaetothyriales; Herpotrichiellaceae.
CGACCGUCCACACAUCAACACCACCACAUUUUCCCUGUUGCCCCUCCGUAUAUGAAUCAACCCAGAUUUGUGUCUCUUCCUCGUCUGGCUGCGCUUAGAGCUUCAUCUUAGGGCAUCUUUGUUGCCUGAACUGCAUCUCCAAACCUGGGUCAUUAUCGAGAAUGGCGAGCUACGAAACUGAACACGCAAGCGAUGCGCCCAACGACUCGCACGACGGGCCCCGACGCCCUGACUUGUCAUCUUUUAUGAGCCUCCUCUCGGAAAUCCGACCUCAAGACCCAGAGACCCGUACUCGAGAAGGCGCCUUGCCCGUCCCAGGCGAUGUUUCUGCAGCAUUCCGCUCCCUCGCCGAAGCAUUCCAGAUCAUGCAAAGAGAUAAUGAUAAUGAGUCGGAUCUAUUAGAGACCAUGAUCCAGACUUUGAUGAGUUCGGCAGAGAGACCGCCCCAAGAAGUCAAGGGCGUGGACGAAGAGUACAUUGCAAAUUUGGAGCGGGUGAAUAUCAAAAAAGUCAAAAAAGAUGCAGAUUGUCCCAUCUGCGGCAAUGCGUUUGUGGAAGAUCCUCACCCACUACUGGUGCGUCUACCAUGUCAUACCAGUCACAUUUUCGACCUCGAGUGCAUCAGACCUUGGUUACUGUUAAAUGGGACAUGCCCACUGGAUCGGUCCGACUUGGCCCAGCGGGAAAGAGACAUCAAGAAGAAGCGUCUCGAAGAAAUUAAGAAGAAUGCCGCAUUGGACGACGAAGAGGAAGAGUGGGAUGGUCUGUAUGGCUAACCUUUGAUCAUCCGCCUGCCAUCAAUUCAUCUAUGCUCACCACCAAACGUCCAAGUCGCCUUAACUCGCUAGACGCCAAGGCACCUCACACCCUUGGGCCAGCCAGUCUCCUCCCCUCCUCUCUCUCAAUACUGUUGAUCCAUCGUCAUCGACUCAAAUGGUUCGUGCUAUGGAUCCCAGACUCCAGCUCGCUCGCUUGCAUGAACACUUUGAGCAGAGGAUGCCACCACGGCCACCCCAAAUUCGCCGGGGAGGAAGCCAAGCAGCACACCUAUGGUGGAUAUUGAGGGGGGCGGACCUCAUAAAGCGCGAUCGUCCUACGAUGAACAGCAUCAACGUCUGUGCAGGAGCUCUCAAAAUCUGAGAAGCCUGACCAAGGUGCCGUCAUGCGACGACCUUGAGCUACCUUAGCGACCUUGGGGUAUAGAAGAUCGGCGAAUACUUGCUGGCCAAGCCGGAUCGCCAAUAAUUGUCAGAAUCUUACAUAGACGUGGAUCCCAUGGAGCAAUGUCUUUU